Messenger RNA from Rhinichthys klamathensis goyatoka, 1248 nucleotides. RefSeq names its product ADP-ribosylation factor-like 5C (gene arl5c). Bases 93 to 632 code for a protein of 179 amino acids. Gene Ontology annotation, molecular function: GTPase activity; GTP binding. The transcript is spliced from 6 exons. Gene Ontology annotation, biological process: intracellular protein transport; vesicle-mediated transport; protein localization to Golgi membrane. NCBI's taxonomy places the organism in Eukaryota, Metazoa, Chordata, Actinopteri, Cypriniformes, Leuciscidae. Gene Ontology annotation, cellular component: trans-Golgi network; cytoplasm. The record is from RefSeq and is a predicted model, not a curated record.
AAGGAACCAGAAGACUUUAGCGCUCGGUGAAUUCAGAAAACCCGGUGUGAUCGGUUAACAAACCCGGCCUUUUAAACUCGCUGCCUUUGGAAAUGGGGCUACUGUUCGCCAAACUGAUGACUGUUUUCGGAGAUAGAGAACACAAAGUAAUUAUUGUCGGUUUGGACAAUGCUGGGAAGACCACCAUCCUCUACCAGUUUUUAACUAAAGAAGCCGUGCAGACUUCUCCCACAAUUGGCAGCAACGUAGAGGAGAUCGCCGUAAAGAAAACACGCUUCCUCGUCUGGGACAUUGGCGGCCAGGAGAAUCUCAGAGCUACCUGGAACUCGUAUUACUGUAACACAGAGAUUAUCAUCCUGGUUGUUGAUAGCACUGAUCGAGAACGCCUGACUGUUACUAAAGAUGAGCUUCAUCGAAUGCUUGCACACGAGGAUCUGCAGAACGCAUCUGUGCUGGUUUUGGCGAAUAAGCAGGACAUGAAGAACAGUAUGUCUGCUGCAGAGAUCUCUCAGAGUCUGACCCUCAGCUCGCUCACCGCUCGUUCCUGGCAUGUCCAGGCCUGCUGCGCACUCACUGGAGAGGGUUUACCAGCCAGUCUAGACUGGAUGCGCUCCCGUGUUGUGGCGAAUUAGUCCAGCAGCGGUGCUUCUUAAACCUCUGGAACUGUUGAAAGAGAGAUUAGGCCUUCUUUGACUUUUAUCCAGCUCUCAGUGCCUCUCGGAGUAAUACUGAAAUAAUGCUGAAGUCAGGAGGAACACACCUCAUCCACCUACUCUGGAAACCAGAAUGAGCCUGGAAGACUCUCUGUGUGUGAGAGAAUGUGUAUGUGUGUAUACACGUUUGUGUUUGGACAUUAUGUGACUCCGUUCUAGAGGUCCACAUGUUUACAUUACAGACUUCUGAAAUGAUCUGACAUGAUCAUGAUGAUUUGGUGCCGCUGUAUUCACCUCUGGCUGUGCCGACGGCUCCGCUUCCCAUGUGGAGUAAUUGUCUACAGGCAGCCAUCUGAGAGGGGGAGGGUGGCCGUACUGAUCCGUGAUGAGCCGCUAAGCUAUUGAACAACAUUACUUGAAAAAGUAUUUAAAAGGAAUUGAUUUGUGUAUGUUGUGCAGAUGUGUGCAUGCAGAAUGGAACAUAGUGUUCAAGUAUUUUAUUCUGGAAGUAGACAGACUUGAUAUUCAUAGUAUGUUUUCUUAUAUAAUUUUGUACAAAAAAGUUUUGUACAAAUAAAAAUCUACUAAAAACUUG